Molecule: messenger RNA, 2658 nt
Organism: Candida tropicalis MYA-3404
Lineage: Eukaryota; Fungi; Ascomycota; Pichiomycetes; Serinales; Debaryomycetaceae
Gene: BUD14
Product: protein phosphatase regulator
Exons: 1
Coding region: 1-2658 (885 amino acids)
Biological process (GO): establishment or maintenance of actin cytoskeleton polarity
Cellular component (GO): microtubule cytoskeleton; cell tip
Molecular function (GO): protein binding
Source: RefSeq, a predicted model, not a curated record
AUGGAAAGAAAAGUAUCAUCCACGUCAGACUAUUCACACACCUCGUCUGUGGUUAUACAACCGCAUUUGAAUGGUUUAGGUAAACGAGUUAUUGAAGAUAUGAUGUCAACUAAUAAUAAUAGCAACAACAACAACUAUCACCAGGAUUCCACUUUUAAUACUCAAGAAUUAUAUGAGGAACGACAAAAGAACUCAAAUAGAUUUAUGGUUUCUACAUUUGAUAACAAUUAUAACGAUCAUAAUUUAAAAUAUCAUCAACAAAAACUCAGCCAUUCUACAAAUCUAGAUGAUAAGCCACUCCCUUUAUCACCCCCUUCCAAGGAUACUCAACACAGACAGCAACAGGCAGAAGAAGAUUUAGUCUCAGAUGAUGAAUUUAAUGAAACUAUAGACUUGGAAAAAUCAAUUAGUGGCAUUAUUGAUGUGGAUCUAGAUGAUCAAUAUGAAGAACAGUUGGAAGAUGAUUCAUUUGAUGAUGGUUCUCAUAACCAUAGUCAUAGCCAAAAUAAUUCUUAUCCACAAGACGAAGAUGAAGAGUUGAUGAAUUAUCUAGAUAACGAUUAUGAACCUGCUUCGCCUCCUCGUUCGCCUCCAAGAGAUUUAGAUACUGAUAAAUUGUAUGGUUUAUAUGAAUUUUCUGGUCCUGAUCCUUCUCAUUGUUCGUUGCAGGUUGAUGAACCUGUUUAUUUAAUCAACGAUCAAGAUAGUUAUUGGUGGCUAAUUAAGAAAUUAUCAAAACAUGAGAAAAUGGAACGUUUUAAACGUAUUGAUAUGAAUCAUUUGGAUGUGGAGUCUGAUGAUGAAGAUGGCAAAGUUGGAUUUGUUCCAGCUGAAUGUUUGGAGACCUAUGGAGAACGUUUAGCAAGAUUGAAUUGUUUUAAAAAUGAAGAAUUGGAAAAAGUCUGUGCUCCUCUUGCUCGUGAAGAAUCAGCCGUGAGUUUAAAUAAGAAAUCAGGAUCAAAUUCAAGCUCCACUAAUAAUGUAGCUAAAAAAUCUGUCACGUUUGAAAAUUUGGGUGAUAUAAUUGAUGAAUAUUCUGAUGAAGAACCAAAAGAUGAUCAUGAUAAUAUUCGUCAGAAUCUACAAUUUUAUAAUGAUCUAGGUGCAAUUAAACCUUUGAACACUUCAAACCAACAAGAUCAACAACCAGAAGUUUUAAGUGAUGUUUAUCCAGUUGAUGCUCCUUUAGUUGUACCCAAGAAUAAUAACUCCAAAAACGUUCUUGAUAAAUCUGCAUAUUCCACUACAAUCACUCCUACAUUACAAUCAUCAAAUAUGUUUGAAGAUUUAUUUGUUAAACCAAAACAACAAAAUAAAAAUAAAGAAUAUGAUGAUGUUUCUAUUGGAUCAUUUUCUCCUGAUACUCCAGUUAAAGGCAAAUCACCAUUGAGAACAGAAAUUGGUGAUGCUUUAGACGACGAUGAAGAAGAUGACCAAGUGGCUAGAAAUAAUAGUUUAUCAAGUUUAAGACGAUCAGUUAUCCUUGACAGACUAACCCAAGUUACUUCUGAUAUACAAGAACAACUACGAUUAGAUGAUGAUGAUGAUGAUGAUGAUGAUGAUGAUGAUGAUGAGGAGGAGGAAGAGGAAGAGGAAGACCUUAAUGAAGAAGUGACGCCACUACAGAGCACAAAAUCGAUUAUUCAUAACACUUCGAUUGAUGAUGAUGUCGGUGUGGAGGAAGAAGAAGAAGAAGAAGAAGUUAAAGGAUUUUCAUUUAAUGAUAGUACUGAUUCACAUUCUCAUUUUAGUAAUCAUAGUUUAAAUGAUUCACAUUCACAACAUUCAAGAGGUAGUCGCGAAUUGGAAGAAUUGAGCCAAGAACAAGGUAGUAGAAUUGCUACUCCAGAGAAAGUUAGUCGUACUGCUACACCUGAACAACUUGACCAAUCACUAUAUUCAAAUCAAUCAGAGCAAUCAUUUACUACCAACAAUUCUCAACGUUCUUCUAGUAAUACCAUCACCAACACACCAAUUCAAGUGAAACGUACCAGAACCCCAGAUUUUGUCAAUCGUACUCCAAGUCAAGAACGUGUCAAGAAUACGCCAGUUCAAGUGAAACGUACACCAACACCAGAGCACAUCAAUCGUACCCCAAGUCAAGAGAGAGUUAGAAAUACUCCAAUACAGGUUAAACGCACACCAACACCAGAACAUGUUAAACGUACCCCAAGUCAAGAUUGUACAAGAAGUACACCACUUCAAACCACUCAAACACCAAGAGAAGAGAUUCAAAUGACACCAACUCAUAAAUUACUCUAUCAACAAGGUAAUAACAUGUCACCUACACUUCAAAAAUUAUUGCACACACCUUCAUUUAAUCAACCACCAGUAAGUCAAAUUCCAACGCCAAAUUCCUUACGUUCUCCACCAAAUCAAUCAUAUUCAGUUUCUGAAUUGUCUUAUAAUCACUUGCCUAGAAACAUUAGUGGAGUUGAAAUGGAAGAUGAAGAAGAAGAAGAUGGAGAAGAAGAACAGAGCAGUUCUGAAGAAAACAAUCAUGACGAUAGUAUUACACCAUUAACAAGUAUGAAUUCUUUAACACCUAUUGAUGAAAGAAGAAAACUGAAACCUGUUCAUGAAAUGUUUAUGCCAAUUCUUGGGAAAUUUGAUGAACUUGCUGAAAAAUUGGCUGAAUUAGAUGAUAUUCUUAAAUAG